Molecule: messenger RNA, 324 nt
Organism: Ichthyophthirius multifiliis
Lineage: Eukaryota; Ciliophora; Oligohymenophorea; Hymenostomatida
Exons: 1
Source: RefSeq, a predicted model, not a curated record
AUGCCUAUAAAUAGAAGAUAUUGUUAAUAAAGAUUAAAAUAAAUAAAUAUAAGUUACUCUUAAAAAAGAUUAAAGUAUAUAAAUAUGAGAUAUUGCUAAUAAAUAUUAAAGUUUAUAAAUAGGAGAUAUUAUUAAUAAAGAUUAGAGUAUUUAAAUAGAUAAUAUUACCAAUAAAGAUAAGAAUGUAGUAUAAAUAGUAGACACUUUUAAUAAAAAUUCAAGUGUAUAAAUAAGAGAUAUUUUUAAUAAAGAUUAGAGUCUUUAAACAGUAGAUACUUUUAAUAACGAUUAGAUUGUUUUAAUAGAUAAUAAUAUACAUAAUGA